AUGCACACUCUCACCCCCCUUCCUUGGUCCACUUCCAUCUCUCUUGCCAAUCUAGAUAGCAAUAAGCUGCUCCAUCUCUUGCUGCAGUCAGUACCCUCUGCUCAGGCCAGACCAGAUCUACACGAGCUUGACCCAAACGAGGACGAGCUGUGGGACGAGUUGCGUGCGACACCCGCACCUCCCACUGCACUGCACUUUCCGCAUCUUGAUGCGACUCAAUAUCCUUUACAAUCGUUGUAUGGCAGAGAAAGUUUAAGCUUGGAGAAGCAGGGUAUGUUGGAAAAUAUUGGUGCGCUCUUCUACCCGUUCACGAGCCGCAGAAUGGAUCAAGAGGACGACUCAAUUACAAUUCAAUCCGAACACACACCUUCUCCAGCACCUAGCACAACAGCCGUCGAGAGCAAUGUUAAAGAAGAGUUGCAAGUGGAAUACAUGGUCAUUGCUGAACGAUGUGUUACUGUCCGCACCACCACUGCCGGCUCCGCUGCGAGUCAGGAGAAGGGGAAAGUCGGUCGUGCUCCGAGCAGACGCAAAGGAAGGAGCAGGGCUGCUGCUUCAGCCGGAAUUUUGACUAGCCCACCGGUCAUACUUCGCAGACGCACUCAAAAAAUAGGAAUGAGUGGGGUGAAGAGGCGAAAGAGAAGAAGAGCUAUGCCUGGGUUCAAGUGA
This is a messenger RNA of Ustilago hordei, 669 nucleotides long. RefSeq lists its product as uncharacterized. The record is from RefSeq and is a predicted model, not a curated record. NCBI's taxonomy places the organism in Eukaryota, Fungi, Basidiomycota, Ustilaginomycetes, Ustilaginales, Ustilaginaceae. The transcript has a single exon. Bases 1 to 669 code for a protein of 222 amino acids.